AAUUUACCUCCCCUUUAUGACUAAACAGGAAGUGAGAUUUCGCCAUUGUAGAAUGUCUAUAUUCCAACUAUAAAAUCUUAUAAAGGUGUAACCUUCCUAUAGUUUGCUUAAUAAGUGCUGUAUUGUCGAGUUACGUGUUAAAUAAAAGGUUUAUAUAUGUGAUCAUCCAAUUUGGUGCUUCUGUAGUUUUAAAUUUUAUGAAACUGUUUAUGUUUCAAUUGGUGCAUCAUUAAACGUGGUAAAGUGAUCCAAAAUGCCAAUGAGGAGAACAUUAAAAAAUGUUGUUAAGAACUACACUGACGCUCAAGUCAAGGUGCGAGAGGCGACCUCGAAUGAUCCCUGGGGUCCCUCAAGCACUCUCAUGACCGAGAUAGCUGAUCUAACAUAUAAUGUGGUGGCUUUCACAGAAAUUAUGCAAAUGAUAUGGAAAAGAUUGAACGACCAUGGAAAGAACUGGAGACACGUGUACAAGUCUCUUGUGGUUUUAGACUACAUUAUAAAGACCGGUAGUGAAAAAGUCGCUCAACAAUGCAGGGAAAAUAUAUAUGCUGUUCAGACAUUGAAGGAUUUUCAAUACAUGGAGGAUAAUAAAGAUCAGGGGAUGAAUGUGCGCGAAAAGGCAAAACAGCUAGUGUCGUUGCUGAAGGACGAUGAACGAUUGCGCAAUGAACGGGCUAAAGCGUUAAAAGCUAAAGAAAGGUUUGCGCAGAGUUCUCAAGGAGUUGGAAGUCAGCCUUCACGAAGUGCCAGUGCAGGGAGUCCAACUUUCCAGAGCAGUGGUUCAGACUCACCUGUACGAAGACGGCGUCACUCCAAUGAGCUCGAGUCUGUGCGGCCAGCUUCUAUCGGGGAGGAGGAGUUACAGCUGCAGCUUGCACUCGCCAUGAGUCGGGAAGAGCACGAGGAACAGCUGCGGAAACAGAAGUCUGAUGACAUCAAGCUUCAGAUGGCGCUAGAUGAGAGUAGAAAACAACAGGAGAACGAGGAUCGGGCUAGAGGUCAUCAGACACUAGCGGGCAUGGCUGGACAAGCCGCAAAGAGUGACCCCUGGGGAAUGCCUUCUAGUAAAGCUGCUGACCCGUGGGGGACACCGUCCAGCAAGGCCAGUGAACCUUGGGGCACUGCUAUUCCAGCACCACCAGGCUCACAUCACAGAGCCCCACAAUCUGCAGUGGUGAGUGACCCCUGGUCAUCGCCUGGCAACCAGGCCUCUAUUCAGCCCCCUGCUGACCCAUGGUCCUCUCCACCUGCUGCUGCCUCCCCACAACAUAUCGGUGCCUCCAUGUCCCAUGACCCCUGGUCAAGUCCCGCCCCAAGCUCCUGGGGAGGUGCAGGCUCGGCCCAGCCAGUGACUGGGUCCCUAUUUGACUCCUCCUUCAACACUCACUCAUCUAACGGGACAUCCCACGCCACUGGCAACAACAUAGACGAGGCUUUUGACGUCCUGGGAACACGAAUGUCACCUCCAAAGACAUCCAGUGGCGGCGGAACGGGUCAGGGUUUAGACAUAUUUGAUCCAUUUGCAGCCAAGAUUAAGGUAGACCCAUGGGACAUGUCUGCACUGGAGAGUUCCAUGAAUGAGCAACCAAAACGUAACAAAACUCCGCAGGAAUUUUUGGGCGCAAACUCUGGCCUCGUAAACCUUGAUGAGCUAGUGAGACCGGACAAUAAAAGUAAAAAAGCCAACAACCCCUUUGCGUCACCGCAGUCUACAAACCCGUUUGAGCAGGUGGCACCCCAGCGUGUCCCAAUGAGCCAGCUGCAGGCAAACACUUACAAUACAGGCUUUACCCAGCCCUCAGCUGCAGGGCUUCUACCCGCACCCUUGGUCCCUCUCUCCAUGCAACAGACUUCCCAGCCACACGGAUAUAACCCUUUCUUGUGAAACUGGCUGGUUUUAUUAAUCUUCUUUAUCUAUCCCCGUUGCCAUUAGAUCAACUUGAACAUCCGUUUUAUUAAACAUAAUUUGUAAUUGAACUUGCUGACCACAUGGCUUUAUAAAUAGUUUUGUUCAUAAUGAUUAUAUUACCGGUACUAACAUAAUAAUUUAAUGAUUGUGGACACGGUGGCUGUUAUCAAAUUCUCCUUUUGUUGGACAAAAAUAUUUAGUAUAAACAAAGUGAAGCAUGAACAAAAAUGAUAACAUAUAGAGGGAUAGAAAUAAACAUUUUGGUAUUCGAUGCCAACUCGCGUUAUUUCAAUUCUUCUUGUCCCGAGACAUGAGUGUCCAGCUCUGAAUUCUAUUUCUCUAUCUUAAGGCAUAUAUGUAUGAAAGAUCAAAGAAAUUAUUGGUCUUUACCAGUGAAUGUCAGAUUUACUGAGUCCUUCACUUGAAAAUGCAUAGUGUACAAAGUACAGUUUGCAGCUAUAAACACCAUAAAAUAAAAGCCAUCUUCUUUAUUGCAGAUCUAUAUGUUUACAUUCUACAUUCAUUAUUCAAUUAUUUUGUGGUAUCAAAACACUACAUAUUAUUGAUUCCUUGACCAUAACAACUCAAUUUAAGAAAAAUUUAUCUACUAUUCUGUGCUGCAUUAAAGAACAUAGUUUCAAGGCAGUGUUUACUCAAGCAAUGUGUUGUAUACAUUUAGAUAUGUCUUCUGAAGUGUUUCUUUCAGCUGUCAUUUCUUUUGUGCUAAACAUACAGUCAUGUUUAUUAUCACUGUAAAUGCAUUAUUUAAUACACAAACUGUCACAUCAUCCCUUCUCAAGUCAUACCUGUUUCUUCACAUAGUUUUUGAAGCACUUUGACAACUGAUGUAUUCCUUUGUACUUAAGUGGCAGAUCUUCAGGCUAUGGUAGUUGCCAAAGGAUUCAGUUUUAUAAAUAUUGUUGAUUAUUCUCAAUUGUCAAUUGAAGAGUAAAACAAAUUUAAAUUUGCUUUAAAAGCAUUAUGUAUUUGGCAUAAGCAAAGCAAAAAGUAACUUUUUCUACAGGCUGGCUUGAAUCGUAUUAUAACAAAUCUUCAAAAGAUGAAUUUUAUUAUCACUUUAGUCAUUAAUGAAAUUUAAUGGUUUUAAUGUUUUUAUGCCCCAGUAGGGUGGCAUAUAGCAGUUGAACUGUCUGUUAGUCUGUGCGUUGUCCGAAAACUUUAACAUUUGCCGUAACUUUUGCAAUAUUGAAGAUAGCUACUUGAUAUUUGGCAUGCAUGCGUAUCUCAUGGAGCUGCACAUUUUGAGUGGCCAAAGGUCAAGGUCAUCCUUCAAUGUCAAAGGUUAAAAAAAUCCAAGGGAAAGUAACAAGCUUUAAAGGGAGAUAACUUAUAUUUAUCAUUUGGCAGGUACAGAUCAUUUUCACAAGGGAAGUAAUAUUUUUGAAAGGGAUAUAUCCAAAAAAAUAAUCAAAGCGGCUCAGUAGGGGGCAUUGUGUUCCUGACAAACACAUCUCUUGUUAAUAACUAAGAUUUGUAUAAAUGUAUAACAGCCCUAACUCAUUUGAUGCUUGUAUAAUAUUUGUCACUUAUUUAAACAGUUUCAUUUCCUUUUUUGUGUACUUAGUUCUCUUAUUUGUUUGUUUUUUGGCAGUUGUUAACUAAGAUCAAAUUAAUGUCUACUGAAUAAAGCAACAGAUAAAAUAAUAUUUAAAAUAAAGAUAUAUGUGUGUUGAUAAAAAACUUAUGUGAUAGCUCUGUUAUUUUCGUAUUUAUACAUAUGCAUUUUUGUGUAAAAGCAAGUGUGAAGUGACACUUAAAACUUUUAAGUGCCCAUCUGUUGAAUUUUUAUUGAUUUGAAUGACAUUUAUAUAUUUUGGCACAUUUUGUAUUGGCAACAGAUUUGUAAUGUAAAUACCUGGACAUAUUUAUUGACCAUUAUAGUUACUCUUUCCCAAUUAGUCCAGAAGCUUUUAAGCACCUUUUCAAAGAAGGGGACCUUUAGCAGUUGCGCUGCAGUCUGUUUGUGAUUGCAAAGUUUCCUAUCUCAGCCGAAAAAUUUCCAUAUAUUGAUGGAUUAUGAAACUAUUUGAAACCAUGUAAAAUGAGGCUUUUGACACCUGUCUCAUACCUCAAAGGUCAAUGGCACACUAAGUUGGUCAAAUGGCAAUUUGGCAGUAAAACAGCUUCAACAUUCUAUUUGAAUGAAAAUAAUGUAAAACAAAUAUAAACCAUCAUGAGAUGAUGUGUGGCAUUUAACAACUGUCUCCAUACGUAGAUAGUCAAUAUCAGCUUGAAAUUACUGUCUCAGCCAUAACUUUGUCAUUCAUUAAUGGAUUUUAUAACAACUUUGCCCAAAUGCAAUCCAUUUUAAGACAAUGUUUUGAGUGUAACACUUGUUUUUCUACUACAAAGGUCAAGGUCACACUUAAGAGUUACAAUGUCAUAUUGGCUGUAAAACGGGAUGUUCAGACUGUAACGUGUUCAUAGAUAAUGCUAUUUUUUGAAAAAAGUCUUCCCACCUCAGAGGUCUUGGUCAUACUAAAAGACAAGUUUGGUCAUAAAAGUGCGUGUGGGGCAGUAAUAAUUAUUGUCACUUGUCAUGCAACUUAAAACAACUUACCCCAAAUGACCACAUGAGAAGACAUAGUGUCUUAAUACCUAAUGGUUAAAGUCACACAUAAUUGUCAAAAAUGAAAAUUGGCCAUUUACAUAAUCAGAGUUUUAAGACUUAAGUGGAAUUUAGGGGCUAAAGUGCCCUAGCAACACUGGUCUUGUCUUAAUUGUCCCCUACCGGUUUCACCGGAGGGGACUUAUGGUUUGCGCUCUGUCAGUCAGUCAGUCCCACUUUUCUGGAUCCUGUGAUAACUUUAAAAGUUCUUAAUAUUUUUUCAUGAAACUUGAAACAUGGAUGGAUGGCAAUAUGGACAUUAUGCACGUCAUUUCAUUUUGUUCCUACGUCAAAAAUUCUGGUUGCUAUGGCAACAAAUAGACUAGAAUUACUGCUGAAAAUGGUGGUUUUUUGGAUCCUGCGAUAACUUUAAAGUUCUUUAUAUUUUUUCAUGAAACUUGAAACAUGGAUGGAUGGCAAUAUGGACAUGAUGUACGUCAUUUCAUUUUGUUCCUACGUCAAAAAUUCUGGUUGCUAUGGCAACAACAAAAAUUCUGACAGUUUUGGAAUUUCUGACAAUGGUGGAGCCGGUAGGGGACUAUAUUGCUUGGCUUGUUUUAUUUUAUUUUUUUUUUAAUUUUCAAGCAAAAUAUAUUAUUUAAAUAUUAUAAAACAUAAGCAUAAUAAAGUUCUUUAGAUUUUUACUUGGUGAUAAGUAGAUCUGAAAUUUAUGAACAAUAGAUGUUGAUUGUUAAUACAAAUAAUUAAUAAUAAAUAACUUUAAUAUUAUUUUUAUGUACACUUCAUUUAAACAAAAUAUUCUUUAUUUAAAUUUCAGAGGUUGUCCUUAUCAAUAAAAAAUGUAUAGUUCUGCUAUACAUGAAUAAUUUUAUUUAUAACUCUUGACAAAAGGAGCACACUUAAAUUCAUACUUAUAUUUAUACAUGUAUUGUGAUGCUAUUAUUAAAAUUAUUGAUUAUUUUUGUGUAUGAGUCAUUAUUAUCGCUUUGAUUGUUGACAUGUGUGCAUUUUUCUGCUGACUUGUAUAUCAUUUUGAAUAUUUAAAAAAACAAAAACACUGGCAAUAUAUAUAUUUAUUUAUUUAAAGAGCAAAAUAUUUUUCAUGAAAGAAUACAAACACCUUUGAUUACAUUUUGUGUGUGUAAAUAUCCAUAUAGGUAAUGCAAAUAUAGGUGUGAUAUUAAUAAGCAAGGUCUGUUUAAUAUUAUAAUGGAGGAGUUGAACAAUUUUUAGCUUCUUUAAGCCUAAAGCUAAGAAUGUAGUAAGAAUGAAUCAGAGUGCAUAUUAUACAGGGUUUAUAGUCUAAUGGCUUUCAUAAUAGUUAUCAGUGACAGUACCAUUGCAUCACUUUGUCAUAAUUUGCAUACAUAUAUAUAAUGCCCACAGUAAAGUAUGUCCCGUCUCAAUGUCUUGUAAAUUGUUGCUAUUGAACUCUGUUUGUUUUAAAAGAUCUGUCUUCAUGUAUAUGCCGGUAAUUUGGAAAGUAGAUUGUACCUUCAGAUUUGUAUCAAAAGAAUACUUAAAUAAACAUGUAAACUAUGA
Dreissena polymorpha is the source of this 6041-nucleotide messenger RNA. Its product is annotated as epsin-1-like. Gene Ontology annotation, biological process: endocytosis. The record is from RefSeq and is a predicted model, not a curated record. Gene Ontology annotation, cellular component: plasma membrane; clathrin vesicle coat; endosome. Bases 254 to 1885 code for a protein of 543 amino acids. Gene Ontology annotation, molecular function: phospholipid binding; clathrin binding. Lineage: Eukaryota; Metazoa; Mollusca; Bivalvia; Myida; Dreissenidae. The transcript has 10 exons.